GAGGCUGUAGUUCCCCGCGGCACCGCAGAGACCGCUGCCGAAGGUCGGCCGCCGCCGCUGCGGAGGAGCGGGAGGAAGAUGUGGGUUUUUGGUUACGGGUCCCUGAUCUGGAAGGUGGACUUCCCCUAUCAGGACAAGCUAGUCGGAUACAUCACAGACUACAGCAGGCGCUUCUGGCAGGGCAGCACGGACCACCGCGGGGUCCCCGGCAAGCCUGGAAGAGUUGUGACUCUUGUUGAAGAUCCUGGGGGUUGUGUAUGGGGUGUUGCUUACAAACUGCCAGUAGGAAAGGAAGAAGAAGUAAAAGCAUAUCUUGACUUCAGAGAGAAAGGAGGCUACAGGACCACAACAGUCCUUUUUUAUCCAAAAGAUCCCACAACAAAACCAUUCAGUGUGUUGCUGUAUAUUGGAACACAUGAUAAUCCUAAUUAUCUUGGUCCUGCACCUCUGGAAGACAUUGCAGAGCAAAUUUUUAAUGCAGCCGGUCCAAGUGGAAGAAAUACAGAGUAUCUUUUUGAACUUGCAAAUUCUAUGAGGAACCUUGUACCAGAAGAUGCAGAUGAGCAUCUUUUCUCUUUGGAAAAAUUAGUAAAGGAACGUUUAGAAGGAAAACAGAACCUCAACUUCAUAUAAAGACCUAAUCGUUGGGGUUUUUCAAACAGGCAAAGCUUUUAGUCUUCUGAGAAGAAUUUCAAUGCACAAUGGCAAUAUGAUUUGGAAAUGUGUUUACUUGCAGAUCUUAUUUUUAAUGUAGGCCGGAUAUUGUCUAAAGUUAUAGUUUAAUUGCAAAAGUCCUGAAACACAUAUACUCAAAAGGUUGGGAUACGGUGAAAGAAAAAACUCAAGAUUUAAUAACAUAAUUUCUUAACUAUAUUAUAAUAUUGAACACUUGUUCUGUAGAAGUGACUUCCUUAGAAAGAUAAAGUGAAGGUCUCAGUUCAGAUGUUUUUAAUCAGAGUAAAAAUAAUUCCAUUGUUUCAUAUGACAAUACUACUUUGAAAUUAUAGAGAAUUAAGCCAAAAGUCCAAUAAAUAUAAGGUUAUACCUUCAAUAUAUUCCUAUACAAUUCUAUAACCAUGGUUUAAAAUAUACAAUCUUAAUGUGUGAUUAGAAAUAUGUGGUAAUAUAGACAAAAUUUCAGCCUUAA
Molecule: messenger RNA, 1147 nt
Organism: Galeopterus variegatus (Sunda flying lemur)
Lineage: Eukaryota; Metazoa; Chordata; Mammalia; Dermoptera; Cynocephalidae
Gene: CHAC2
Product: ChaC, cation transport regulator homolog 2 (E. coli)
Exons: 3
Coding region: 79-633 (184 amino acids)
Biological process (GO): glutathione catabolic process
Cellular component (GO): cytoplasm
Molecular function (GO): gamma-glutamylcyclotransferase activity; glutathione specific gamma-glutamylcyclotransferase activity
Source: RefSeq, a predicted model, not a curated record